Molecule: messenger RNA, 2196 nt
Organism: Ramularia collo-cygni
Lineage: Eukaryota; Fungi; Ascomycota; Dothideomycetes; Mycosphaerellales; Mycosphaerellaceae
Product: related to ATP-dependent DNA helicase II subunit 2
Exons: 4
Coding region: 1-2196 (731 amino acids)
Biological process (GO): telomere maintenance; DNA recombination; double-strand break repair via nonhomologous end joining
Cellular component (GO): Ku70:Ku80 complex; nucleus
Molecular function (GO): double-stranded DNA binding; telomeric repeat DNA binding; damaged DNA binding
Source: RefSeq, a predicted model, not a curated record
AUGGCGACGCAAAAGGAGGCAACUGUCUACAUCAUCGAUGUCGGCAGAACGAUGGGAGAGCGAAGCCAUGGACGGGUACAAACAAAUCUCGAGUUCGCUAUGGAAUACAUCUGGGACAAGAUCACAACCACAGUCGCUACUAAUCGAAAAACGGCAAUGUCCGCUGUUGUGGCGCUUCGUUCAGACGACACGAAGAAUGACCUCGACGGAGAGGAAUACGAACAUAUCAGCAUUCUUCAUCCCAUCAGCCAAGUCGUAAUGUCGGACGUCCGGCGGUUGAGCAGCGAGAUUGUUCAAAGUCGAAACGACGUCGGUGAUGCCGUGUCCGCUCUGGUCAUUGCCAUUCAAAUGAUCAAGGAAACUUGCAAAAAGUUGAAGUACAUGCGCAAGAUUGUGCUUGUCACAGACGCCCGUGGAGCAAUGGACACGGACGAUCUAUCGCAGAUCACCAAAGAGAUCAAUGCCGAUCAAAUAGAGCUUGUCGUGCUGGGUGUCGACUUUGAUGAUGUCGAGUACGGCUUCACGGAAGAUGACAAAGACGACACCAAGGCAGCCAACGAAGCGGUGCUCAAACAGCUGUGCGAAGACUGCAACGGCCAAUUUGGAACUCUUGCAGAAGCCAUCGAUGAAUUGGAGAAGCCGCGGACCAAGUCCACAAAUCCAACGCCCUCAUACAAAGGCUUCCUCACGCUAGGAAACGCCGAACAGUAUGAGGAUGCUAUGACUAUUGAUGUUGAGCGAUACCCCAAGACUAUGCAGGCAGCAGCGCCCAGCGCCAGCAAGUUUGUUGUGCGAACCGGUGCUCACGAUGCAACACAGAGCUCUGCGUCGCCUGCGGACGGAGGAGGUGGGACUCAACAGAAUGGUGACGGUUUGGAUGCGGUCCACCGUUCAACUACMUACAUGAUUGAAGAUGAGGAAGGUGCCGGCGGAAAGAGAGAAAUUCCGCUCGAAGAGCUGUCCAAGGGCUAUGAAUACGGCAGAACUGCCGUCCACAUUGCUGAGAGCGAUCGGAAUGUCACGAUGUUUGAGACCACACCAGGACUUGACAUUGUCGGCUUUGUGGACAAGAAACAGUAUCAUCGAUUCCUUGACAUGUCCAAGGCCAACAUGAUCAUCGCUCAGAAGCUAAACGACAAGGCAUCGCUGGCGCUUUCUUCAUUCAUACAUGCAUUGUACGAGCUCGACUCCUAUGCAGUUGCACGAUUCGUCGCAAAGGACAACAAGGAGCCAAAAAUGCUCUUACUCGCGCCCAACAUCGAACCGGAAUUUGAGUGCCUCUACGAUGUUGAACUUCCCUUUGCAGAAGAUGUCCGAAGCUACAAGUUCCCGCCUCUCAAUCGUGUCCUGACCGUCAGCGGAAAGGAAGUCCAAGCCCAUCGAAACCUCCCAAGUGAAGAGCUGCUGGACGCUAUGAGCGAAUACGUUGACAACAUGGACCUCUCAAAAGCCGCGAUUGACGACGAAGGCGAGCCGGCCGACUACGUACCCAUAGAGGAGACCUUCAAUCCGAAGCUYCACCGGAUUCAGCAAGUCAUCAGACACCGAGCAGUGUUCCCCGAGGCGGAUCCACCUGCAYCAUUUCCCAUCAUAGGAAAGUUCUCCAACCCGCCAGAGGAACUCGUGAAGAAGGCCAAAGCGGCUCUGGAUCGUGUCAUUGAAGUCGGCCAAGUCAAAAAGGUGCCUCCAAAGACCAAGGGAAAGAGAUGGAAUCGCAAAGCUGCUCCUGCGCCUCUCUCCAAUCUGGACGUCGCAGCUCUUCUCGCUCAAGCUCCUGGUCGCAAAGGCAAAGGCCGACGAAUCGAUCCCAAGAACGCCAUUGCCGAGUUCAAACAGGUCUUUGAGGAUGGCAGCGAAAUGGACGAGAUCAAGGAUGUUUGCAAGCAAUACGGGAACAUCAUCGUUGAUUGGAUUCGACAUUCGGUCGGGGAUUCCAAGUAUGGGCAGGCCGUGGAAGCGAUUCUUGUCAUGAGAGAGGAGCUGGUUGAGUUUGAAGAGCCGGAUAUCUUUAACGAGUUCAUGAAAGAUUUGAAGAAGAAGAUUUUUGGAGGGGAGUUGAAUGGGGACCGGAAUUUCAUGUGGUACAAGAUUCGGGUGGGGAAGUUGGGGUUGAUUACAAGUGAUGAGGCUGUUGCAAGUAAGGUGACAGCGGAGGAGAGUAAGGCAUUUCUGGUGCCUCCAUCGACGGCGAAGUGA